Molecule: messenger RNA, 2346 nt
Organism: Thyridium curvatum
Lineage: Eukaryota; Fungi; Ascomycota; Sordariomycetes; Thyridiales; Thyridiaceae
Exons: 2
Coding region: 1-2346 (781 amino acids)
Biological process (GO): P-body assembly; deadenylation-independent decapping of nuclear-transcribed mRNA
Cellular component (GO): P-body
Molecular function (GO): mRNA binding
Source: RefSeq, a predicted model, not a curated record
AUGGCGAACGAGUUCAUUGGUCUGCAGAUGGUCGUCAACCUGCGCCAUCCUCCCGAGAGAUUGUGCGGUACGAUAAGCGGCGUUGAGGCUGGCCAGAGCUUGACUCUAACCAAUGUCUGGUCUAUCACCACCGGGCAAUGGCAUCCCCGCCUGUCCAUCAUGCCUUCCAAUAUCGUCGAUAUAGUAGAUGCGACCAAGGAUCCCGCCGCGCAGGCAUUUGUCGCACAUUCCGUCCCAGCUCCUCCGCCACCCCCAGCGCCCUCCCAACCCGCGCAGCCAUCCUUUGCAGACCCUGCAAUCCUCUCCUUCAAGCCCAGGACCGGUUCGGCAGCACCCACGGAGCUACCGGCCCCGCUUGCGCAACCAGUGACGGCCGAGAAAGAAAACGUCGCUCGCAUACCGGCACCUGAGAUACGGCUAGAACAUGCGUCGAGGAAGGCUACUCCGACAGGCAGCAUAUCGGAAUCUAUGCGGAACUUGAACAUGGGUGCCCACUUGCCUGACGAGGGCAACUCUUACGCAGAGAACGGCGCGAAAGCGACAGCGUCGUCGCAGUCGCAAGAUGCAGCCUCCAAAAAGAAAAGACGGCGGCAGCCGAGACAGCCUCGCAAUGCGCCUCAGGACGAACAAGCGGACGCAACCAACGUGGACAGUUCGAAGGGUGUGGGCCGAGGAAAAGGAUGGAGGCAAACGCCUAUCCUGCAGAGCACAUCUUCCUUUCAGCCUUUCAACUCUCUCAAGAAGAAAGGGGGCAAAGGAAGGCAGGCAGUGGGUCAGGAUAAUGGCUGGGCUUCCGAGGACGUUACGGACGUUCAAGAAAUGGGAGACUUUGAUUUUGAAGGCGGCCUGGCCAAAUUCGACAAGCGAAGCAUAUUUGACCAGAUGCGCAAGGAUGACCAGAUCGAUGAAUCGGAGCGUCUAGUAUCGCACAAUCGACAGCCAAGACCCAAGCCGGGGACGGCCGGCGGAAAGAACUUGCAUUACUCGGAGAAUGUUCUGGAUCUGCCAUCGUCCAGUGCAGCUAAGGGCUCCCGUGAGAGUCCAGCAGUUGCGCAAGACUUCUGGAACAGCGAGGCCGAUGACGGGGUUGCCAAUGGCGAGCAUCGAAAUAGUGGGCGAGAACUCGGCAGUAGGCAGAGCUCGCGAAGGGGCGAAAGCAAGAUGUCGACGACGAGGAGAUCCCAGUCCCGGAAAGCGAGUGCAACCGGGCCGGGUCAAGGACCAAGCCGUGUCAACUCAGGGGUAAGCGGUCAUUCCCACCAUUCUCGCCGCACAGCCAACUACAUGAAAGCAGCCGGCGCUAACGAACACGGCCGGAAACAGUUCACAGCGAUGGCAUCUACCUACGGCUUCUUUCUUCAGCCGUCAAGUCGACGCCUGGAGACGGUCUCGGCACUCCAGAUGCUCAACCUGGAGAACAUCGCGCAGAACGAGCUGGGUCUCACCGAGGAGAUGAUGACGGAGAACUCGGGCCGCGGCAUUGCCGAAGUGACUUUCACUGCCCUGGCAGACCCAGCCAUCAAGAUCCGCACGGGUGCAAAUGACAAGUCAGGACCUGGUGCCUCCAGCGCCGCACCGGCGACGGUCGUGAUCUUAGCAGGCAACAACAAGUCAGGCAUCCGGGCCGUGGCCGGUGGCCGCCACCUUCGUAACAAGAAUGUCAACGUCCUCUUGUGCGUGGUCGGCAUCGAGAGGGAGCGGGAUCUCCUCGAGGACAUGCGGCAGCAGGUGCAGCUGUACCGCAACUACGGCGGCAAGGUCUUCUCCAAGAGCGAGCUCUUCGAGCACGUGCGCAAGAUGAGCAUCCCGACGCUGACGAUAGACACGCCGCGGAGUGCUGCCGCGAUCCUGCCCAAGCCGCCCGCCGUCACGCUCAUCAUCGACGCCCUGCUCGGCCUGGCCAUCACCUUUGACGAGCUGCGGACCGCGGAGCAGGCGUCGGUCUAUGAGCUGAUUGAGUGGGCGAACCGCAACGAGGCCUUUGUCCUGGCCGUCGACAUGCCCACGGGCAUCGACCCCUCCUCGGGCAAGGCCAGCAUCGUGGACGGCAGCCCGCUGUACCUGAGCCCGCGGUACGUGGUGGCCAUGGGCGCGCCCAAGCGCGGCCUCCUCGAGGCCAUCGCCGCGGCCGCCGAGCAGGUCAGUGCGGGCGCGGGCGAGGCGGCGCCCGUGGUGUCGGACGCGGACCCCAUGACCGACUGGCGGCUGUUUGUCGCCGACAUCGGGUUCGGCGCGGCGGUGUAUAAGAAGGCCGGCACCAAGAUUAGGAGAGGCAUCGACUUUGAUGACAAGUGGGUGCUCGAGAUGGUCUAUCGCGGAGCGGCAGAUGAGGAGGAGUAUGUAUGA